GAAAUAUUCUUUAUCUUUCUCGUCAUUCGUCUGUACCUUAUUAGCACUGAUUAGCCGUUGCGCCUCUGGUCCAGCACUUUCUGUCACAUUUGUAGUGUCAGCCUGUUCUAUUUUUUGUCACGUUUUAGGUUUUUCUCCAGGAAAAAACAUGGACACAGGAGAAAUGAAGAAGAAAAUAACAGCAGAGUUCUGUCCUUACAGAAAGGAACGUCUGAGGCAAGUUCUGCUGUGACCCACUGAACUGUCCAUGGCACGUGUUCUUUCCCUGUUUCGGCCUCAGCCUUUUCUGGCCCUGGUGAGCAGGAGAAAACCUACAUUGUGCAAAAUGUCAAUGGACUCAAGGGCACGCAAGGUGUUUGCAGCUGCGGUGGAAGCUGUGCAGCCAGACACGGUGGUCCGGCAGAGUAUAGAACGCACGGAGGACUCGGUCAUUAUUAAUGGUCACAAAUUUACACUCAAACACAACCUUUACUUGGUGGGCUUUGGAAAAGCUGUACUGGGUAUGGCUGCAGAGGCAGAGAGGAUUGUGGGGGAUCAUUUAGUGAAAGGAGUAAUAAGCGUGCCACAUGGGAUUCAGCAGAUACUACAACAGCAUGGAAAAGACCAUCUCUUGUUAAAAGAAAACAGCCGCAUUAGAGUAAUGGAGGGAGCUAAACACAACUUGCCUGAUGUUGAUGCCCAGAAGGCAGCUGAAGCGAUCAAGCAGUUAGCCAGUGAACUGACAGAGAAAGACCUGCUGCUUGUACUGAUUUCAGGUGGAGGCUCUGCGCUAUUACCUGCACCCAUCCCACCAAUCUCAUUGCAAGAGAAACACGAUGUUACCCGCAAACUUGCAGGUGCUGGUGCCACUAUUCAAGAGCUGAACACUGUGCGACGAGCCCUGUCUUUCUUAAAGGGUGGAGGGCUUGCACAUUAUGCUCACCCUGCCCAGGUGGUUUCACUGAUAUUGUCCGAUGUAAUUGGGGACCCUGUGGAUUUGAUAGCCAGUGGCCCCACAGUGUGGAGUGAGGUGUGGCCUGAAGAAGUUUUGUCAAUCCUUGAACGUUACAAGCUGUUGAACUCUCUACCAGCCUCAGUAAAGGAUGUCCUCGGAAGACCACGUCCCAGGUGGAGGGAGAAUAAAGGUGAAUCUAAUACAUCAGGACAUGUUCUCAACGCUGUGAUUGGCUCCAACAGCAUUGCCCUGAAGUGUGCAAGUCGCCGUGCCCGAGAGUUAGGUUUCCGCCCUCUUGUGCUGGCACCAGGAGUGUGUGGCGAUGUAAGGUCAGUCUCCAGACUAUACGGCCUCCUGGCCCGCUUUGCCUGUUCUCAAGAGGAACCUCCUCCAGAGAUUGCCGCUGAGCUGCUGAAGCUGGGGCCUGAAGUAGGUGUGGAGAGCUGGGACCUCUGCCGUACCAUGCAGGUCUUGGGUGAAGGGCGUACAGAAGGAUGGGGUUCCACAUGUCUCUUAGCUGGAGGUGAGCCCACUGUGGAGCUGACAGGCAACGGUCGAGGUGGUCGAAAUCAGGAGCUGGCUCUGCGAGUGGGACUGGAGCUGAGAGGCCUGAAGCUUCCGCCUAAUGGCCCUGUCUUCCUGAGUGGUGGAACUGAUGGUCAGGAUGGACCCACUGAGGCAGCAGGAGCCAUCACUGAUUGGGGGGUGUAUGAAGAGGCACAAGCAAAGGGGCUGGACAUUGACAACUUCCUUGCCAACAAUGAUUCUUACACAUUUUUUACACGUCUUUCUGCUGGGCAGCGCUUACUUGUACCUGGCCUAACCUGCACCAAUGUGAUGGAUGUGCACAUGCUACUUAUCCCACCAAUUCCCCAAUAACAUAUUAUAAUUCCAAAGCACACACAAUAAAUGAUCUAAGUCCAGUGGAUCUGGAUUAAUAAAGUACUUUAUCAGUCUGUUUAACUUGGAAUUGUAGUACUCUUAUUUAACUCUACCCAAACAUGUUUGGCCUAUACCUGUGAAACCCUUUCUAAACCCGUUAUGAAAGCAAGACUGGUAUUGCUAUAUUAAAUGCUAACAACCACAAAAUAUAAGAUAGGAGUGAAAUAAAAAAAAGUUUUCUCUUCAGCUUUUACCCAGGAACAAUAAGCUCUUAAAUAGUAAACUUGCUGAUUUAUCUUUUGAAAAUCAAUUCAAAAUCUUUUUGUACAAACCAGCUCUAGCAAGUAGAUACAUAAAUGACAUCAGUAUUU
This is a messenger RNA of Etheostoma spectabile (orangethroat darter), 2187 nucleotides long. It is a transcript of the gene glyctk, whose product is annotated as glycerate kinase. The coding region runs from base 248 to 1813 and encodes 521 amino acids. Gene Ontology annotation, cellular component: cytoplasm. NCBI's taxonomy places the organism in Eukaryota, Metazoa, Chordata, Actinopteri, Perciformes, Percidae. Gene Ontology annotation, molecular function: glycerate kinase activity. The record is from RefSeq and is a predicted model, not a curated record. The transcript has 5 exons. Gene Ontology annotation, biological process: protein phosphorylation.